Anguilla anguilla (European eel) is the source of this 3130-nucleotide messenger RNA. RefSeq lists its product as uncharacterized. The transcript has 3 exons. The record is from RefSeq and is a predicted model, not a curated record. Lineage: Eukaryota; Metazoa; Chordata; Actinopteri; Anguilliformes; Anguillidae. The annotation marks the transcript as partial.
AGUGCAUUCUCCUCGGCGUGACUAGAGCUUCACUUCCGUCCCUCUGAGUAGCUAGUCUAAGUAUUGUUUUGCUUGUUAGUUGUGUCUUGUGGCCUUAAUUUGCCUUAGUUUCUUUAAAUUAGUCGUCUUUGCUUGUUGCGUCGUCAUAUUAGUGAUUUGUAGCCAGCUGUUUUUACCGGUUAAACUCCUAGUCUUGAUUGAUUGUCAGCUGUGCAAUAUUGGUAGUAAUUAGUAUCGCGUAAGUCUUUGAUCGGUAACUUUGUUUCAUCCCCGUUUUAUCUGCGCAGCUGUUUUGGUUCAAGGUAUUGUAAAUUGCUUGUAUUUGAUCCGUUUAGAGCCGCUUAUCGCUACAUUAUUUGAGUAAUUACGCGGCACUUCAAAUAGUGUUUCUGAGCGACGCUAGCGUCGCUCCUCCUCAGUUUUAUGCAAGCUCUUCCCAUCUCUGUCUGCUCUCUGCCCUACAGCACCCGGUUCCAAAGACGUGGCCCCCCUAAGCGACGGAACCCAGCUAACCUCUCCUACCCCCAGCUGUCUCCCUGCAAUAACUGCACAGUUGCUGGAGGACUUUGGAACUGCCAGUCUGCUUCAAAGAAGGCUGAUUUCAUCUCAGCCUAUGCCUCCCUGCUCUCCCUUGAUUUCCUUGCCCUCACUGAGACAUGGAUCACCCCAGAGAACACUGCAACCCCUGCUGCCCUCUCCUCUUUCUUUUCAUUCUCCCACACUCCCCGACCAUCAGGCCGUGGUGGUGGCACUGGUCUCCUAAUCUCUCCCUCCUGGAAAUACUCAGCCCUACCUCUCUCUGACCUACCCCGAUUCAGUUUUGAAUACCAUUCUGUUUCAAUCACCUGUCCAACUAAUCUAUACAUUGUUGUCAUUUAUCGCCCCCCAGGUCCACUGGGAAACUUCAUCGAUGAGCUGGAUAUCCUACUCAGCUCUUUCCCUGAGGACGGCACCCCACUGAUCCUGCUUGGAGAUUUCAACCUCCACCUGGAAACAUCCCAGUCUUCAGCUGUCCUACAUCUCCUCCACUCCUUUGACCUCUCCCUACAGUCAUCUCCCCCUACCCACAAGGCGGGCAACCUCCUCGACCUGGUUUUUCUGAGGAAUAGCCCUUGCACCGAUAUCACUGUAACCCCUCUGCACACCUCUGACCACCACUUCGUUUCCUUCUCCCUCCCCCUUGCUCCCUCUCACCCACCUUCUCCCCCCACACCCACUGUAUCUGUCCGCCGCAAUCUCUGCUCCCUCUCAACCUCCUCUCUUGCUUCAUCUGUCACUGCUGCCCUCCCUCCUCUCGAAUCCUUCACUACCCUCCCCACUGAUUCUGCAUCCACCUCCCUACUUUCCUCCCUUACAUCUGCUCUUGACUCCCUCUGCCCCACUGUCUCUAGGCCAACACGUCCCUCUCCUCCCCGCCCGUGGAUGUCCAAUGCCAUACGCACCUCCAGGGUUGGACUCCGUGCAGCAGAGAGGAAGUGGAGGACAUCCAGAGAUGCUUCAGACCUCUCUGCCUACCAAUCCCUCCUUGCAGCGUUCUCCUCCACGGUGACUGCUGCCAAGCCAGCCAUCUGCACGCCCUCAGUCCUCGCUCACUGCUGACGACUUUGCAACCUUCUUUGACGAGAAGAUUGCAGUCAUCCGCAACUCCUUCUGCACUCCACCUCACCCUAUGCUCCCCUCCCCUUGUCUCUCCACUCCUCUGCUUACGGUCACUGGCUCCCAACUCCCCACCCCUCAACCUGUACUCUCCCCCUCCCUCACCAUUUCCCCUUGUUUCUCCGACUUCUCUCCCCUCACCGAUUCUGAGGUUUCACAACUCCUACUUUCCCAUCGCCCCACAACCUGUGCCCUUGACCCCAUUCCCUCACCACUCCUCCAGGCAAUCUCACCCGAGAUUCUCCCAUUCAUCACCUCCCUGGUUAACUCCUCCCUGACAUCCGGCUGCUUCCCGUCAACCUUCAAGAAGGCCCUCAUCUCCCCCCUCCUGAAAAAGACCACACUAGACCCCUCCAUCAUUGGGAACUACAGACCGGUAUCUCUCCUUCCAUUUCUGUCAAAAACCAUUGAACGUGCUGCAUCAAAUCAACUCUCUGUGUUUCUUUCACAGAAUGAGCUCCUCGAUCCCCAUCAGUCUGGAUUCAGACCAGGCCACUCGACAGAGACCGCACUCCUCUCUGUCAACGAAGCUCUCCACGCAGCCCGAGCAGCCUCCCUCUCCUCCGUCUUAUUACUUCUGGACCUAUCGGCAGCCUUCGACACAGUCGACCACCCCACCCUCCUGUCCUCCCUAUCUGCAAUGGGGAUCUGUGGCACAGUCCUCAAUUGGAUUGAGUCUUACCUCUCAGAUCGCUCCUUCCAGGUCUCAGCCCGCAUCACUGCCUGCCUGAGUGAUAUUCAGAGCUGGAUGGUCCGCCACCAUCUCAAGCUCAAUCCAGGUAAGACAGAGCUCAUUUAUAUUCCGGCUCUUAACUCCCCUCUCUCUGAUCUCUCUAUCUCCCUAGGUAAUACCAUCCUCACACCAUCACCCUCAACUAGAAACCUUGGCGUGGUGAUGGACAACAGACUGUCCCUCACCGAGCACAUUUCAGCAGUGACACGUUCAUGCAGGUUCUUCCUGUAUAACAUCCGGAGGAUCCGCCCCUUCCUCACAACUUACUCGACCCAACUCCUCGUCCAGGCAGUGGUCCUGUCCCGCCUGGACUACUGUAACUCCCUGCUUGCUGGCCUCCCAGCAUCAUCUAUCAGACCCCUGCAACUCAUCCAGAACGCAGCAGCGCGUCUGGUCUUCAACCUCCCCAGACAUUCCCACGUUACCCCCCUGCUCACCACCCUCCACUGGCUCCCCGUGAUGGCUCGCAUCAAAUUUAAAACAUUAGUGCUUGCCUUCAAAGCAGCCAGGGGGUCAGCCCCUCCCUAUCUACGUCAACUCAUCAGACCCUACACCCCAGCUAGACCUCUCCGUUCUGCUGCCACAUGUCGCCUGGUCCCUGCCCCGGCUCGCACCAGCACCCGGUCACGCCUCCUGUCUGUUCUAGCCCCACGGUGGUGGAAUGACCUUCCUGUGCAAGUCAGAACAGCAGAGACCCUGGCCGUCUUCAAACGUAGACUGAAGACUCACCUCUUCAAGCUA